AUGCACGGCUUUCACAAGUCCCCCAGCCCAGCCAAGAGUCGUCAGGUCCAGAAAAGGCCUAACAGGGAAAAGGUACCCGGUGUUCGACCAUGUGAGAACCAAGAACACAUGUCUUUCCCUUCUCUUCCCCAAGGUUUUCACCUCACCUCUGAGAUGAAGUCACGUACGAAACUCCUGAAGAAGAGACAGUUGGUGGAUCCGGAUGAGGAGCCAGGGACGAUCCCGAAAUACAGCCUCCACCACCACAAAGUCUCCUCUCCUGUUGUGGUGAUCCAGGAACGAAACCGAGUGCUAGGAGCUCCUGCCCGAAGGGAAAGUUAUUAA
Messenger RNA from Necator americanus (New World hookworm), 324 nucleotides. RefSeq lists its product as uncharacterized. The coding region runs from base 1 to 324 and encodes 107 amino acids. The record is from RefSeq and is a predicted model, not a curated record. Lineage: Eukaryota; Metazoa; Nematoda; Chromadorea; Rhabditida; Ancylostomatidae. The transcript has a single exon.